Molecule: messenger RNA, 414 nt
Organism: Prunus armeniaca (apricot)
Lineage: Eukaryota; Viridiplantae; Streptophyta; Magnoliopsida; Rosales; Rosaceae
Source: the annotation of a GenBank genome assembly
AUGGAGCUAACAGCACAGCAGCUGAUCCAAUACAACGGCACCGACCCAUCAAAGCCGAUAUACGUGGCACUGAAAGGUCGCGUCUUUGACGUGACGGACGGCAAGUCGUUUUACGGGCCUGGAGGGCCGUACGCGAUGUUCGCGGGCAAGGACGCCAGCAGAGCUCUGGCGAAGAUGACCAAGAACGAAGAAGACAUCACUGCCUCCCUCGACGGCCUCUCGGAGAAGGAGAUCGGCGUCCUCACCGACUGGGAGAAGAAGUUCGAAGCUAAGUACCCAGUUGUUGGCCGUGUUUUUGAUCCAGCUGUUCAUAUGUGCAUUGUUGUGUUGUUCACUGAAAUCCCUAAUUUUGAUGUUCCAAGGCACCAGGGUUUUGCCUGUACUGGUACAACAAUUGCAACAAUUAAUGCAUGA